AUGGGCGAAACUAGGGUUAUUGGCGAGUGGGCUGAUGUGGGUUGGGAUGAUCCGCCGCAUGUCCCACAACUGGUCUUCACGAAGGGCAAAUGGGUAGAUAUGGCAGCACAGAAUUGGUUGAGAGCAGACUUACGAUAUUUCAGACUAGUCUCCAAGUAUUUUCGGGGCUUUUUCAGAGGUCCAAGUAGUGGAAAUUGGUGGAGUAUGGACAGAUCUGGUGAAGGGCAUCAACGAUUUUUGGAUCGUAAGCAUUUUGGUCAGGGCCUACGGCAAAAGUUUAUCCCAAAUCAUUUAAAGGGGCUUCCAGCUCCAGCAUGCUUUAUCAAGCCUUGUUAUCAGGGUAGAAGAAUACCACCCUCAAAUUCUUCAGGUUUGAAAGAUCAAUCAUACAAGCUCAAGGCAAUGGAGACAAGGGAAAGAUUAUCUAUUCACACUCCCCAUAUAGCAUAUGACUUGAAAGGAAAUGUGGCUGACAAGAAGAGAACAGGCAGAUGGAAGGCAUCACCUUUCAUUAUAGUGAAUGAGGUGGCUGAAAGGCUUGCAUACUAUUCUGUUGCUGUGAACAUGUUCUCAUAUGUGAUAUUAGAGAUGCAUGAGAGCAUACCCUAUGCUGCUAAUUUUGUCACAGAUUGGAUAGGAGCUGCUUUUGUGCUUACACUACUUGGAGCCUUCCUUGCUGAUGGAUAUUUGGGACGUUUCAAAACAAUUAUUAUAUUUUCUUCCAUUUAUGCUGUGGGGAUGAUUAUGCUGCUCCUAAAUGCAUCGAUAAGCUCACUAAGGCCACCGAAAUGCACUGCAAGUGGAUGUCAGCGAGCUUCCGAUUCCCAGAUUGGCUUUUUAUACGUUGCUCUCUACAUAAUUGCAAUCGGCACAGGAGGAAUCAAGCCCCGUGUCUCCUCAUUUGGAGCAGAUCAGUUUGAUGAAACAGAUGAGGAGGAAAGAAAGGGAAAAUAUUCCUUCUUCAACUGGUUUUUCUUUGGCAUUAACACUGGUGCACUGCUAGGCAUAACAGUGCUGGUAUAUGUUCAAGACAAUUAUGGAUGGGUGUGGGGAUUUGGGAUUCCCACAGUUGCCAUGUUGGUAUCCAUAGUUGUUUUUGUGUGUGGAGCUCCUUUCUACAGGUUCAAGUAUCCUAAUGGAAGUCCUCUGACAAGAUUUGCACAGGUGGUGUAUGUAUCUAUAAGGAAAUGGAGAAUGCAGGCUGAUGAGAAUAGUAUUUUAUAUGAAGUGAAUGGUGAAGCAUCUGCAAUUGAAGGAGUUAGAAAGCUUGAUCAUACUCAUCAGUACAGUUUCUUUGACAAAGCAGCACUGGUUCCAAGGGAUUACAAGAGCAUAGGAGAAAGCAGCCGAUGGAAACUGUGCACCGUUACACAAGUGGAAGAACUGAAGUCACUAGUUCGAGUUCUUCCAGUGUGGGUAUCCACAAUUGCACUCUCAAUCUCCUUCGCACAGCUCGCCACUUACUUUGUGGCGCAGGGAAGAACACUAGAUCGCACUCUCUCUCCCAAAUUUGAAAUCCCUCCAGCUUCUCUGCCUCUGUUUGCCACUCUCAACGUCAUUUGUCUUCUCCCAUUCUACGACAGGAUCAUUGUGCCCAUGCUCAGGAAGGUUACUGGAAUCGAACGCGGGAUCACCUCACUACAAAGAAUAGCCAUCGGCCUCUUUGUUUCCAUAUUUGCCAUGAUAAGUGCAGCAACUAUAGAAAAAAGGCGGCUACACAAGGCAGAAGAUAUUGGGGCCCUUCAGUUGCCCAAAAAAACACUGCCCAUGUCUGUUUUCUGGCUUGUGCCGCAUUUUUUUCUGAUGGGCACUGCUGAAGUUUUUACUUAUGUCGGCCAAUUAGAGUUUUUCUAUGACGAGGCCACAGAUGGGACCAGAAGUUUAAGCAGCGCUCUUUUUCUAAGCGAAAUUGGUAUUGGAAACUGGUUGAGCACUGCAAUUGUUGAUAUCAUUGGGAGAACUACCGGUGGAGAGGAAAAGGGAUGGCUCAGAAACAAUUUAAACGAGAGUCGUCUGGAUUUAUUUUACUGGGUUUUGGCAGGGAUCAACAUUGUUAAUUUCUUCAUUUUUCUGGUGGUUGCCAAGUUCUAUAGUUACACUAAGAUUGCACCUAUUGCAGGGAAAGUUGAAGCAGAUGAUAGUGAUAUUCUAUAA
Cryptomeria japonica (Japanese cedar) is the source of this 2154-nucleotide messenger RNA. Its product is annotated as protein NRT1/ PTR FAMILY 8.2-like. Gene Ontology annotation, biological process: transmembrane transport; oligopeptide transport. Gene Ontology annotation, molecular function: transmembrane transporter activity. Bases 1 to 2154 code for a protein of 717 amino acids. Gene Ontology annotation, cellular component: membrane. The transcript is spliced from 7 exons. The record is from RefSeq and is a predicted model, not a curated record. Lineage: Eukaryota; Viridiplantae; Streptophyta; Pinopsida; Cupressales; Cupressaceae.